AUCAUUUCCACAGACAGAAGAAAAAACUCAAUGGCAGAAGACAAUCUCACAGUUGUGAUCGAAUUCAUUCUCCUGGGAUUUUCUGACCUUCCCAACCUCCAAGGAUUCCUCUUUGGGAUUUUCUUAGUCAUGUACCUAAGCAUACUGAUAGGAAAUGGCCUCCUCAUUGUCAUAACCAAGAUUAAUCCAGCUCUCCUUACCCCUAUGCAUUUUUUCCUUCAGAACUUUUCCUUCUUGGAAAUCUGUUACACAUCAGUCACUUUCCCCAGAAUGUUGGCAGAUCUUUGGUCCCAGAAGAGAACUAUUUCUUUUGCAGCGUGUGCUGUGCAAACUUGUUUCCUUUAUAUUCUGGGGGUGGCAGAGUGCUUGCUCCUGGGUGUGAUGGCUUAUGACCGUUAUGUGGCCAUAUGCAAGCCUCUCUACUAUCCUUUCAUCAUGAAUCACAAGCUAUGUGUCCAAUUGGUUGUGGCUUCCUGGGUGAUUGGUGUCCCAAUAGUGAUAGAGGAGACAUACCAGAUUUUUUCUCUGAACUUCUGUGGUCCUAACUUAAUCAAUCACAUCUUCUGUGAUUCCCCACCUUUAUUCAAAUUGGCCUGUGGGGACACAUAUAAUGUAGAGGUCUCUGUCCAUGUUGUUGCUGUGAUAUUCCUCCUAAUUUCCUUUCUGCCAAUAAUUGCAUCCUAUGUCAAAAUCCUAACUACCAUUCUGAAAUUGCCUUCAACCUCAGGAAGAUCCAAAGCCUUCUCCACAUGUUCUUCUCACCUCAUGGUUGUGUGCUUAUUCUAUGGAUCUGGAAGUAUCAUGUAUUUGUGGCCAAAGUCUAGUCAGUCAGCAACAUCAGGCAAAGUGCUUGCUCUUUUCUAUACCACUGUGACCCCAGUGUUUAACCCCCUGAUAUACAGCCUGAGAAAUAAGGAUGUCAUUGCUACACUGGGGAAAUUAUUUAAUCACUAUUUCCUUUAA
Molecule: messenger RNA, 963 nt
Organism: Vombatus ursinus (common wombat)
Lineage: Eukaryota; Metazoa; Chordata; Mammalia; Diprotodontia; Vombatidae
Product: olfactory receptor 10AG1-like
Exons: 1
Coding region: 31-963 (310 amino acids)
Biological process (GO): G protein-coupled receptor signaling pathway
Cellular component (GO): membrane
Molecular function (GO): G protein-coupled receptor activity; olfactory receptor activity
Source: RefSeq, a predicted model, not a curated record